This is a messenger RNA of Penicillium brasilianum, 3684 nucleotides long. Lineage: Eukaryota; Fungi; Ascomycota; Eurotiomycetes; Eurotiales; Aspergillaceae. The record is from the annotation of a GenBank genome assembly.
GGCGCAAAUCUGGAUCCGAUCGCUGACUCGCCACCAGCCAUCAAGUGGAGCUCUACCAGGGGGCCGAGGAAAAGUAGAAAAGUAGUAAAUCAACUGAGCGCUAAUGAGCAGGGGAAGCUCUCUGCCAAAAUGAAACCCCCCCUGUAAAGCCCGUGAGAUCGAACCAGUUAUCGUGGAUAAAAUAAAAAUAAAAAAUUGAGGAAAAGAAAAACUGGAAAUUACGUAGGGCCAAGAUCACCGAUCAGUCACCCACCGAUGCCCCUCCCCUUCUAAAGCUUAAGCCUUCUGCCUUUUUCUUUUCUGUUUUUCGAUCUCUCCUUUAUCCACCCUCACAACAACAUAGUCGGCGUCCGACUGUCGAUUUCAUUCCACGUGCAGCAAAUCGUCUCUCCACGCCGGAGACGUUUUCUCGACUUUCGAAUCUCGCCUCACAGCGACCUUCAAUAUGGCGGACCAGGCAGGUGGUGCAUGGCACCAGCUGUUGGCCCGGGCCUCCAGCUCGGAUGUCUCGUCGACAUCUAGCUCGGCGUCCGCGUUCCUGACCACCUUGAUUCCGGCCCUGAUCACCUUCGCAGUCAUGGUCGUGCUCUUUAUCAUCCUGCGUCGUAGUCAGCACAGAAUGUACAUGCCUCGUACCUAUAUCGGCAGCUUGAAGCCCUCGCAGCGCACCCCGGAAAGCCCAACGGGUCUAUGGAACUGGAUCACCGCCAUGUACAAGCUACCCGACACCUACGUCCUGCAGCACCACUCGAUGGACGCGUAUCUGCUGCUGCGCUUCCUGAAACUGAUCUCGGUCCUGAUGUUCGUCGGCUGCGUCGUCACCUGGCCUAUUCUCUUCCCGGUCAAUGCGACUGGUGGUGCAGGUGGUGAGCAAUUGAACCUGCUCAGCAUCUCCAACAUCCAGAGUUCUCAGUAUGGCCGUUACUAUGCUCACUGCUUCCUCGCGUGGAUCUUUGUCGGAAUUGUGUUCUUCACCAUCACUCGUGAGCACCUGUUCUACAUCAACCUGCGCCAGGCUUAUCUCUACUCCCCCGCGUACGCCAGCCGCAUUUCGUCGCGCACUGUUCUCUUCACCGCCGUGACUCAGGACUACCUGAGCAAGGAGAAGAUCCUCGCCAUGUUCGGCCGCGAGAAGGUGAAGAACGUCUGGCUUGCCACCGACGCUGCCGAGCUGGAGGAGAAGGUCAAGGAGCGCGACAGCGCUGCUAUGAAGCUCGAGGGUGCUGAGACCAAGCUCAUCAAGUUGGCCAACAAGGCCCGCAACAAGCAAUUGAAGAAGGAGGGAGCUUUGGAGGACGGCCACACCGAGGAGGAGGAGGGUGUUGGCCAAUUCGACGACGAGUCUGGCUCCGUGGCUGCUCGCUGGGUCCAGGCCAAGGACCGUCCCACCCAUCGUCUCAAGUUCCUGAUUGGCAAGAAGGUCGACACCAUUAACUGGGCUCGCUCCGAGAUCGAGCGCCUCAAUCCCGAGAUUGAGGAGCUGCAGGCUAAGCACCGAGCUCACGAUGUGAAGCUCGUUUCCUCCGUCUUUGUCGAGUUCUACCAGCAGUCCGAUGCCCAGGCUGCGUUCCAGUCCGUUGCUCACAACCUGCCUCUCCACAUGUCCCCUCGCUACAUCGGCCUCGACCCCACCCAAGUCAUCUGGGCUAAUCUGCGCAUCAAGUGGUGGGAGCGCAUAAUCCGCCACGCUGCCACCAUUGCCUUUGUCACUGCUAUGAUUAUCUUCUGGGCUAUCCCCACCGCCGCCGUGGGUGCCAUUUCCAACAUUGAUGCCCUGACCGACAAGGUGCCCUGGUUGAAGUUCAUCCUGAGCGUCCCCAGCUGGAUCCGUGGUGUCAUCACCGGUCUUCUGCCUGUCGUUCUUAUGUCCAUUCUGAUGGCCUUGGUCCCUAUCAUCCUCCGUAUCAUGGCCAAGUGGGGAGGUGACCCUAGCCUCGCCGCCGUUGAGAUGACUGUCCAGAACACGUACUUUGCUUUCCAGGUCGUGCAGGUCUUCCUGGUCGUGACUAUCGCCUCGGCUGCUACUAGCGUCGUCACUGCCAUCAUCAACAACCCUUCGUCUGCUGCUAGCCUGUUGGCUGAGAAGAUCCCUCUGGCCUCGAAUUUCUAUGUCUCCUACAUCGUUCUCCAAGGUCUGUCUUUCAGUGCCGGUGCCCUGCUCCAGAUUGCUGGCCUCAUCGUCGGUAAGAUCCUGGGCAAGCUCCUCGACAGCACCCCCCGCAAGAUGUACAAACGCUGGUCCAACCUGGCCGGUCUUGGCUGGGGUACCGUCUACCCGGCUUUCACCCUGUUGGCCGUCAUCGGUAUCAUCUACUCUUGCAUUGCUCCUCUGGUCAUGGGCUUCGCCACCAUCGGCUUGUAUCUCUUCUACUUCGCUUUCCGGUACAAUAUGCUGUACGUCUCCAAUGCUACCAUUGACUGCCAGGGUCGCGGCUAUACCCGCGCUCUGCAGCACCUCACCGUUGGUUGCUACCUGCUCAUUAUCUGCCUGAUCGGCCUGUUUGCGAUGGGCACUGGUGCUAACCGCAUGGCGCUGGGCCCUCUGAUCCUUAUGAUCAUCUUCCUAAUCUUCACCGUUCUCUACCACGUUUCCAUGAACAGCGCCAUGGAGCCGCUCCUUAACUACCUGCCCAAGAACCUCGAGCACGAGGAGGAAGCUCUCCUCGCUCAGGAGCGCAAGCACGUCGACGGGUCUUCCGACGGCCUGGCCGGCGCCUCCGCCGUCAAGGCCGAGAACAACGGCGUGUCCAAUGUUGACUCUGCUGUUGGUGGCGUUGAUUCUGCUGAUGCCGAGAAGGGUUUCGCCGACGGUCCUCUUCCUACCGGACAGCAGAAGCCGCCCAACGCCAUCGUCAAGUGGCUGCGCCCAGACAAGUACCAUAACUACGAGGCUCUCCGCCGCCUCGUCCCCAGCGCGCUGGAUGCUACCACCUAUUCUCCCGAGGUCGAGCGUGACGCCUACUGCCACCCUGCCGUCAACUCUCAGGUCCCGCUUCUCUGGAUUCCCCGCGACCCCGCCGGUGUCAGCCGACAGGAGGUUGCCCACACUUCCCGUGUCAUCCCCAUCACCGACGAGGACGCUUGGCUUGACAACAAGGGUAAGAUCUCCUGGGACGUCGACAAGGGCCAGCCGCCCAUCUACGAGGAGAAGCCCGACUAUUAAAGUUGGUCAUGGGCGCUUAAUAGCCUCCAUCCCUCCUUUUGUAAGCAGUUGCACUCAACGCACGUACUACGGUAAUAGAGUCCAGAUCUGAUUCGACCUUCCCCGAGGUCUUUUGAUACCCAGUCGGUCCCGCUUACUACAAGCGGGUCGAUUCUGAUCUGGGCUUGUUUUGUUUGAUUCUUUUGAUCGUUUUUGGAAAAGGGGGGGGUCUGAUUGGAAAUAUCCCCUGUUCGAUGGGAAGACGUGUCUUUCCUCUGGAAUGGCUUGUGCCGCGGGCCCGUUUUUCCAUGUCCUAUCGCUUUUGAUCUUCCUGUUCGUAAUAUACGGCUGAUGUUCGCGUCAUGUCACCUAUAAUGUUUGAGAACGUUGCCAUGAGAGAUUCGAGCUCCUUGAUAUGCGAUACGUUAUGAUGUCGAGCAUGCUAUGGCAAAUGUAUAAUAAGUCUUCUUCUCACAAACUUUAUUCUCCUUGUACUCCUAAAUACAGUAGUCUAAAUUGGUCCUGACAUUGUGUUAUCGGUA